AGAAUUCUCCAUCCAAUAAAAUUUAACCAUACAAACCUCAAAAUUCAAAAUCCACACAAUGAUGUCCAUUUCCUCUUCAUCGUUCACCGCCUCUUCAUCUUUCUUUUCCGGCCAAACACUCCUCACCAACGCUCCGACCUCGCCUUCGUCCGUCAAGUUCCGUCCGGCGACCAUCUCCGCUUCAUUUGCAUCAACGGUCGACAGGCCCCGCAUCCACAUUGGUGGAUCAAACCCCUCCCUCUACGACGUCCUCGGCAUUCCCACGGGCGCCACGUGUCAGGAAAUCAAGACUGCUUACCGCAGAUUGGCCAGAACAGUCCACCCUGACGUCACCGCAGCUAACGGUCAAUCCUCCUCCGACGAGUUCAUGAAGGUCCACGAGGCCUACGCCACUCUCUCCGACCCCCAGAAGCGCGCCGACUACGACCACCGGAUGCUUUUCCGGCGGCCGGUGCCGAUGGGCUCUUCGUUCUCAAUGUCGUCGUCGUCGGGAAGGAGAUGGGAAACCGACCAGUGCUGGUAGCUAAUUAGAACAUUAGAGAAAUUAACUAGAAGAGUGCCUAGUUAAUCCUGGAUUAAUUAGAAGAAAAGCCAGCUUGUUUUGGCGCGUUUGUGUACAUAGUACAAUCUACUCAACAGCUCCAGAUCUUUGAUUUGAGCUACAGGCGCCAUUUUUUACAGCCUGAAAUUUCAUAUGGGAAUUUACACUACUACUUCCCGUAAUUUUGUCAUGUAAAAUCUCCUUUCGGAUGAUGCUUAAUUAAUAUAAUUUUGUUCUUUUCUGCUAAA
Fragaria vesca subsp. vesca is the source of this 789-nucleotide messenger RNA. Its product is annotated as chaperone protein dnaJ 11, chloroplastic-like. The record is from RefSeq and is a predicted model, not a curated record. The transcript has a single exon. NCBI's taxonomy places the organism in Eukaryota, Viridiplantae, Streptophyta, Magnoliopsida, Rosales, Rosaceae. The coding region runs from base 59 to 523 and encodes 154 amino acids.